AUGAACGCGAUCCGACAAACUCAGCUCCUCAACAAGCGCGAACUCGAAAACGCAACGCCUCCCUCCGCUUCGUGGCACGCCGAUUACCGCGACACCGCGUGGAUCUACAUUGGCGGCCUACACCUGGACCUCACCGAAGGCGAUGUCUGCAUCGUCUUCUCGCAGUACGGAAACCCCACCCACCUCAAUCUGGUCCGCGACAAGGAGACCGGCAAAAGUAAAGGCUUUGGGUUCCUGAAGUACGAGGACCAGCGAAGUUGCGAUCUCGCCGUGGACAAUCUUGGGGGAGCGGACGUGCUGGGCCGGCUCUUGAGGGUCGACCAUACGAGAUACAAGAAGCGGGACGAUGAGGACGAGGAGACGUACCGUAUCGAGAGGUUGGAGGCUGAGCAGGAGGCCGAAGAGAGGAUGAAUUCCAACGGGAAGAGAGGGAGUGAUCGUAACAGUGAUACCGAGGAUGAUGUCGGUAGCGGCGACGCUCACGGUCACAAUCACAGGGGGAAACACAAGCGACGGCGCCUACUGAAGGAAGAGCAAGAAUUGCACGAGAUGCUGGCUAUCAGGCCGGACGGCGAGGAGGAAGAUCCUAUGCGAGAAUAUCUCAUCCGGGAGAAGAGGGAGGAGGUCGAGAGAGCGAAAGAACGAGAGAAUGGAAGAUGGGAGAAGAAGCAUCGACAUCGGCGUGACGAGGAUCGAGAACAAGGCAGGGAGAGCGAGGAGGACAGAGACCGUCGGCACAGUCACCGUCACAGGCAUCGAGACCGGGAUCAUGACGACCGCGAGAGCAAGAAUGGUCGACGGGACACUGAGAAUAGCGAGGAGAGGAGGAGGGAUCACCAUGAUGAUGAUAGACGCCGCAGGCACAACGAUGAAAGUCACCAUCGCAAUGGAGAUCGAGAGACGAGUAAGGAGCACCGUCACAGACGCCAUCGCACAGAUAGUAGGGAGAGGAGGUCCUCGCGGGAUCGAGAGACGAGCAGGGAGCACCGUCACAGACACCAUCAUACGGAUAGCAGGGAGAGGAGGUCCUCGCGGGACAGAGACCGCGAUCGAGAUCGUCCGUUAAGACGCCACGACAAUGAUUGA
Molecule: messenger RNA, 1086 nt
Organism: Cladophialophora carrionii CBS 160.54
Lineage: Eukaryota; Fungi; Ascomycota; Eurotiomycetes; Chaetothyriales; Herpotrichiellaceae
Exons: 1
Coding region: 1-1086 (361 amino acids)
Biological process (GO): mRNA splicing, via spliceosome
Cellular component (GO): precatalytic spliceosome; catalytic step 2 spliceosome; U2 snRNP
Molecular function (GO): RNA binding
Source: RefSeq, a predicted model, not a curated record